Molecule: messenger RNA, 805 nt
Organism: Pterocles gutturalis (yellow-throated sandgrouse)
Lineage: Eukaryota; Metazoa; Chordata; Aves; Pterocliformes; Pteroclidae
Gene: TBL2
Product: transducin (beta)-like 2
Exons: 5
Biological process (GO): endoplasmic reticulum unfolded protein response
Cellular component (GO): endoplasmic reticulum
Molecular function (GO): protein binding
Source: RefSeq, a predicted model, not a curated record
GGCGUUCAUCGUGUGGCUGGCGAAUGGCGAGACUCUUCGUGUCUAUAAAAUGACCAAGAAGGAUGAUGGCAGCUUCACCUUCACUGCGACUUCUGGGGACUUCCCGAAGAAGCACAAGGCUCCUGUCAUUAACAUAGGAAUUGCAGAGACAGGAAAGUUUAUCAUGACAGCUUCCAGUGACACCACCAUCCUGAUAUGGAGCCCGAAAGGUGAAGUCCUGGCCAGCAUUAACACCAACCAGAUGAACAAUGCCUACGCCACAGUGUCACCCUGUGGGAGGUUUGUGGCAUCGUGUGGCUUUACCCCUGAUGUAAAAGUGUGGGAGGUGUGUUUUGGCAAGAACGGAGACUUCCGGGAGGUGGCCAGGGCUUUUGAGUUGAAAGGCCACACCGCUGGCAUACAUUCCUUCUCCUUCUCUAACGACUCAAGGAGGAUGGCGACUGUUUCGAAGGACGGGACGUGGAAGUUCUGGGACACAGACGUGGAAUAUAAAAAGCAACAGGAUCCAUACCUGCUUCUGACAGGGCAGUGCAAGGUGGCAGAGCCUUGUCGCAUCGCCCUGUCCCCCGAUGCUCGCGUUGUUGCCAUCUCGAGCGGCACAGACAUUGUUGUGUACAACACGAGGAGAGGCGAGGAGGAGGAGCGCUUUCUGGCUGUGCACGGCCAGUGCAUCACAGACUUGGCUUUUGACACCAGCAGCCGCCACCCGGGGUCGUCUGCCAACAAAGCCACUCGAGAGAGGCUGGAGCAGCAGAUCUCCAGCGCCAGAAAAGCCCUGGCCGCAAUCUAUGGCAAGAAGCAGUGA